GUUCCUGUGAGGGUUCAAGUUGCCUCAUGGAAUUUUCACACAGCAGCCCGCGCGUGUGGAGGCGCUUGCCUCUCUUUGGACUAGCGGCGAGUCCCGGUUCCCUUCGCGCCUUCCGGGUGAGAGACGAUCUUGGACCGAGAAUGAGCCGUGGCCAUUGGCUCAAUUGACCUCGCAGACCCACUUACAUCUCAACGUGAAUUGAAGACUUGGACUUGGGAGAACUGAAUCGCUCACUGAGCUUCAGACUUCCCACUGCUGCCUGUGAUGCCUUUCUCAAACGAUGCGCCAGCGCGAGGCUUUGUGCCUCCUUCUAUCAAAGAAGCGGUUGUCCCACCCCUUGUACUGGGCGCCUAUUGUGGCGCUGCUGGCGCGUUUCUAGGCUCAGGGGCGGCUACAUUUACCGGGAGAAAUCCCGUGCUGAGUGGUGCGGCCACGGGCAUUCAAUGGGGCAUGCUCGGAAGCACAUAUUGGUUCUCCCGCCAAAUGACUUUGCGUGCGAUGGGGGCAUCCGAAAACCCAACGAAUGGGCAGAAACUCCAAGCCAGCGGGUUGGCCAGCGUACCGGCGAGUGUUGUGAUGAUCCUAGGGUUUGGACCAUACAUGAGGAGCAAUAUUGUUUCUUCUUUCACACUUUGCGGAGUGGCAGCCGUGGGAGGCCAGUUUGCGAUCGACUGGUAUAGACAGUUACCCGAAAGGCCCGUGGACGAAGACAGGAGCUGGAUGAACUCGCGCUUCAGCCCACUGAAGAAAAUGUCAGACAAGGAAUACACCGACAUGUUGAGUGAGAAACUCUUGCGGGUUGAUGCCGACAUCGCCCUAAUCGACGAGCGGAUAGAGAAACUCAGGGAGCAGGCGGCAUUUGAGGGUGCGCCGGCAGAAAGGCCGAAAUGAUUCGAGCGAGGUUCAAAAGGACAUGGAGUCACGCUCACCUUGAAGCCCCGUGCGACGCGCACCUCGACGAGCCCAGCCAACGAUUCGAUCAGGGCCAACUGGCCACCAAAUUCGAACUACGACACCUUCCAAACACAGACGCAUACAGAGCGCUGCAAUAAUCUUGAAAGGCAGCGCUUCGUCAAGGCAACCUGCGGAUGCCAUAGUCACUAACAGGGACACACUGCCCAACCUUGAAAUGAAGGGAUCCAAGACAAAUUGAGGGAGGGUACAGUAUCGCAGGCCCCUGGCCAUGUCAAAGGGCGAAACGCGCAUACGGAUUUGUAUAUUAUGUAUAGACAUGAAGUAUAUCAAAUAUCAAUACUAAUUGUAGACCAAAA
Emericellopsis atlantica is the source of this 1271-nucleotide messenger RNA. RefSeq lists its product as uncharacterized. The coding region runs from base 265 to 891 and encodes 208 amino acids. The record is from RefSeq and is a predicted model, not a curated record. The transcript has 4 exons. Lineage: Eukaryota; Fungi; Ascomycota; Sordariomycetes; Hypocreales; Bionectriaceae.